GACCGCUCGGGAAGAAACGAGCCACGAGUCAGUUGUCGUCGGACUUCCUGCGUGGUUUUCGGAAUGCGGUUCCUCUUGUGCCUGUUCCUCGUGGACUUUGUGGUAUCGGACGGCGUCAGGAACGACCCAGAAUGCGGCCUCAGAAGAACCUAUGGACGUGACGUCCGAGAUGGGAAUUUCCCGGAGUACCCUUUUAUUGCUUCGAUUUUGGAAUUCAAGCCUCGGAAACUCGACGCGGAAUUCAUGUGUGCCGCCGCUCUCGUGUCCAAACGCCAUCUCAUCACCGCUGCUCACUGUUUCGAUGACAGACCGAUGAACCCACGAUACUAUUCGGUCAUGACGGAAAGUCAGACCACUCGAGCGGGUCUAGAGUUCGAUAUUGAACGGAUCGACAAGUUCCCUCUGUAUAGAGAAGGGAGUGCCUACGACGACAUUGCGCUCUUGACUCUGAAACACGAAGCGCACAACAACACGAUUCCCGUGUGCCUGCCUACUGCCGGGGAGUCCUACGAUCAGCGGUUGGCGUACGUCCUCGAGUACACGCCCAUCUAUAACGGUCAUAUGAAGGUCUCAAUGUCCCGUCAAAUAAUUGCCAAAAGAUCCGAUUGCGAAGAAGUAUACCAGAAUACAGUGUCGAGCAAGCUACUCCGAGGCGUGAGCAUGGAGCACCUCUGCACCGACAAGCGGUCUCGUCAGAGUCACUGCAUCGCCUACGACGGAUCUCCAGUUGUGGUCAACGAUAAAAACAAUCGACUCGUCCUGGCCGGGGUCGCAACUUUCCGCGAGAACUGCACCUCGCAAGAGUUCCCCGGUUUCUUCACCAAGAUCACUCCAUAUCUGGGCUGGCUCGAGCGGAUGAUGAAGCCUUGAUACAAUCUCAUUCUUAACCGAGUCCUCUGAACGGAAGGAUCCUUGGUAUCAUCCAUAUGAU
Galendromus occidentalis (western predatory mite) is the source of this 931-nucleotide messenger RNA. Its product is annotated as clotting factor B. NCBI's taxonomy places the organism in Eukaryota, Metazoa, Arthropoda, Arachnida, Mesostigmata, Phytoseiidae. Gene Ontology annotation, biological process: proteolysis. Gene Ontology annotation, molecular function: serine-type endopeptidase activity. The record is from RefSeq and is a predicted model, not a curated record. Bases 64 to 870 code for a protein of 268 amino acids. The transcript has 6 exons.